AGACCAGAACCUGGACGGAACCAGACAAGAACCUAGAUGGGACCAGACCCAAGGACCUCCAGCAGGCGGCGCUCGGCCCCGUGUCGCUGCUGCCAGUAAACCUGCAGCAGAAGAAGAAGCGGCGGUGGCGUCAGUUAGCAGCGGGUUAACGAGAAGCUAACACCACCGGGAUGUCUACGGCCUCCAAAGCGGUUCUGGGAAUUUCUGUGGUUCUGACUCUGAGCACCGUGGCUGCCGUCCACUUCAAACAGUCCUGGGACAGACAGCGUCUCCACGAAGGUGUGGUUCGAGAUCUGGAGCGUCUGGAGAGGAAGAAGGAGAACCUAAAGCUGCUGGAGGAGCAGAGGAUCCUGACCAGACAGCUGGAGGUGGAGAGGAGACACAGGGAGGCAGAGCUCCGCCCACAGGACACCUGA
Molecule: messenger RNA, 416 nt
Organism: Amphiprion ocellaris (clown anemonefish)
Lineage: Eukaryota; Metazoa; Chordata; Actinopteri; Pomacentridae
Gene: pet117
Product: protein PET117 homolog, mitochondrial
Exons: 2
Coding region: 171-416 (81 amino acids)
Biological process (GO): mitochondrial respiratory chain complex IV assembly
Cellular component (GO): mitochondrion
Source: RefSeq, a predicted model, not a curated record